Molecule: messenger RNA, 424 nt
Organism: Staurois parvus
Lineage: Eukaryota; Metazoa; Chordata; Amphibia; Anura; Ranidae
Source: the annotation of a GenBank genome assembly
CCAAUCAGCUUCCAGUUUUUUUUUCAAAGCUUAAUUGAACAAGCUGAAGUUAGAAGCUGAUUGGCUACCAUGCACAGCCGCACCAGAUUUUGCGCUCUCCAGUUUUAGUAAAUCACCCCCAUAGUGGUAUAUUAACCCCCCUGGUGGUAUUCCCGAGUCUAGCUUGGGGUAAAGUUUCAGUACCACAAGCGGUAACCCCGAGCUACACUCGGUAAUACCAUGCGGCGCUGCUCUGGGAUCCCUCGAUCACUUACCUUGUCCUGCGCUCCCACGAUGUCCCUCCUGCAGUGUGCCCGGCAAUGUAAUCCGGUGGAUGCCGGCAUCUGUCAUCUGGGUUCCGUCCCCUGCGAGCGUUGGGACGUAUGGGGAUGGAACGGCGGGAAAUUUGAAAAUGACAAAAAGUGACAUUCACUAAAUACACUAA